Messenger RNA from Aethina tumida (small hive beetle), 2172 nucleotides. RefSeq names its product exocyst complex component 7 (gene Exo70). Gene Ontology annotation, molecular function: phosphatidylinositol-4,5-bisphosphate binding. Gene Ontology annotation, cellular component: exocyst. The transcript is spliced from 11 exons. Lineage: Eukaryota; Metazoa; Arthropoda; Insecta; Coleoptera; Nitidulidae. The record is from RefSeq and is a predicted model, not a curated record. The coding region runs from base 44 to 2128 and encodes 694 amino acids. Gene Ontology annotation, biological process: exocytosis.
UCAAAACAAUAGGCCACCCAAAACAGAAUAUUUUCAACUCACGAUGAAUGUUUUAGGUGAAAAAAACAUCGAAAUAAACAGCAAAUUAGAAAGAGAACAAGAAAAUUUGCAACUUUUGCAGGAACGUCUUAAUAAAAGUGCCAGUAUUACAAAGGGAAUUGGUAAUAUUCUAAAUUCUUUUGAACAGAGACUUUCAAGACUUGAGGACACAAUUUUGCCAGUUUAUAAUGAUACUGAACGUUUACAAAAAGCACAACAUAAUAUUGAUCAGACAAUAAGACUGUUGGACAAUGUUAUAAGUUAUUAUGAAGUGUCUAGUGAAGUUGAAAACAUUAUUGAAAGAGGACCUGGUGAAGGUGCCAUUGAUUUAGAUACUUACAUUGAAUCAUUAAAACGUUUAGGCAAUGCACAAAAAUAUUUUGAGAAAAAUAUACCCCAAAGUGUUGAAUUAAUUAAUGUUACAUCCUUUUUCCAUAAGGGAAAUGAUAAGUUAAACUCUGAGUUCAAGACAAUUUUAGACAAAUACAACACACCUAUUUUACCAGUUGUCUUGUUGGAUUUAAUAAAUGAAGAUGUUCCAAAUAAAGAUCCUAAACAAUUUCCAUCUCAAAUUCCACCAAAUGCAAAGGAAAAUUUAAUAAAAAUCGCCAAAUGGCUUUUGGAUAAUCAUCGUGAUGAAUAUUUAACAGUUUAUGGCAAAGUGAGAGGUGGAGUUCUGCAAAGAUCACUAACAAUGUUAAGAAACCAUCAAAAAUCAAUAAGUGGUGGAAGUGUUCAUGGAGUUAGCAGUUCCCCAAUGCUGAAACCAAAGUUUCAAAACCGUCAUGAGGCAACAAGAAAACCAUCAACUCGCCGUCUCCAAAAUGUGUUUGAGAGAAAAGCAAACAAAAUGCUUCUGAGAGCCUCACAAACACUUGAAAACUCGACGGGUUUAACUUUAGGCACAAGGCGAGCCUCACAUUUGGACUCUUCUUACAAUGGGGAAGAUUUUGACAAUGAACAGGAAAUGGAAAACUAUUUAGUUUGCGUGAUGGCUUUGCACAAAUUAAUGCAAAUCGAGCAGGCUUUGAUGAAAGACAUCAUUACUUCGGCGCACCAAGCCAGAGUUUUCGAACUUAUCGUUCGCGAAUCGAUGGAUACUGUUGUCCAGGAUGGAGAAAAUAUCGUUGCGAAAGCGAAGAAGUGCAUUCAAAGGCACGAUUUUGGAACUGUUCUGGUUGUAUUCCCAAUAUACAAGCAAAUGAUGGCUUUAAAACCUGAGUUUGAAAAAACAAUUGAGCAAUAUCACCUUCAUGUUAAGGACAAAUUCGAUUCAAUUCUCAAACUGUUACAAUCAACGGGAACAAAAGCACUGGAAGAUUUUAUUGAAAGUCUAAGGUCUGACUCUGUAACACAGUUGCCAAGUGAUGGAACUGUACAUGAAUUAACUAGCAAUGUUAUUAUGUUCUUGGAGCAAUUAUUGGAUUAUACUGAUAUAAUAUGUAAAGUUCUAUCUGUUGAACAAAAUUAUUCUAGAGCUUUAGACAAAUUGGACACAGUCAAAGGAACUGAUAAAGCUCUACUUGGACUAUAUAUUAAAAAAGUUUUGGUCCAGCUGAAUCACACAUUAGUAAGCAAGAGUGAACAAUAUAGUGACAGUGCUUUGAAAGCUCUGUUUAGAUUAAAUAAUAAUAAUUAUGUUUUGAAAUCACUACAAAGAACGAAUUUACUGGAGUUGUAUUUGAUUUCUGAACCAAAGUGUGAAGAAUAUUAUUAUAAAUUUAUGGAUGAUUACAAACAGGCAUAUUCUCAAAGUUGGAAUAAAUUAUUACAUUAUAUAAACUGCGAUGAUCCGAUCGUUGGGGAUAAAUUAAAGGACAAGGAAAGAGCAAUUAUUAAAGAAAAAUUUGCUGGUUUCAAUAAAGAAAUCGAGGAAAUAUCAAAAGUACAAAGAGGUUAUUCAAUUCCUGACAUCCAAUUGAGAGAAAGCAUCAAGAGAGACAACAAGGAGUUAAUAAUUCCAAAAUACAACGCAUUUUACAAUAAGUAUUCUGUGUUAAAUUUCACCAAGAAUCCCGAAAAGUAUAUUAAACACAAGCCGGAUGAAGUGUCUUUAAUUAUCGAUAGAUUUUUUGAUCUUGCUGCUUAAAUUAUUUAAAUAUUAUAUUCUAAUUAAUUAUACAGUUAAAUAUA